GAGCCGGAUUAUCACUCCACCAGAAAUACUACAAAGUCCACUCGCUGGCCUUCAUCCCUCUCCUCUGAGCUUCAAAGAGGAAAGUUAAAAAAGAAAAAUAAAUAGAAAAAAGGGGAUAGAAAGCUGAAUCGCUUCAAUGUCAUCUGUACUCAACACAGUCUCUUCCUUAAGGCUAUCCAGAAUCUACCGCAACUACAGCAAUAACAAUCGCCUCCGAGUGCCGACUCAAUCCGUUUCAACUCCCGCUUCUGUCUCUUUCACCAGACGGAAAUUGACCGUGAGAGCAGCGGACACUGAUACAAACGAAGUGAAAUCUAAGGCACCGGAUAAGGCGCCAGCCGGUGGCGGGUCAAGUUUCAACCAACUUCUUGGUAUCAAAGGAGCCGCUCAAGAAACUAAUAAAUGGAAGAUUCGUCUCCAACUUACAAAACCGGUUACUUGGCCUCCUUUGGUAUGGGGUGUAGUUUGCGGAGCUGCAGCUUCAGGAAACUUCCACUGGAAUUUGGAGGAUGUUGCCAAAUCAAUUCUUUGCAUGAUAAUGUCAGGUCCAUGUCUCACAGGCUAUACUCAGACUCUCAACGACUGGUAUGAUAGAGAGAUUGAUGCAAUUAAUGAGCCUUAUCGUCCAAUUCCUUCAGGGGCAAUAUCUGAGAAUGAGGUUGUCACCCAAAUCUGGUUGCUACUCUUAGGAGGCAUUGGCAUAGCUGGUUUACUAGAUGUUUGGGCAGGGCAUGAUAUCCCAAUUGUAUUUUACCUUGCUUUGGGAGGUUCCUUGCUAUCGUACAUAUACUCUGCUCCUCCUUUAAAGUUGAAACAAAAUGGCUGGUUCGGAAAUUUUGCUCUUGGAGCAAGCUAUAUCAGUUUGCCAUGGUGGGCUGGUCAAGCUUUGUUUGGGACCCUUACACCAGACAUAAUUGUUCUCACACUCUUGUACAGCAUAGCUGGGUUUGGUAUUGCCAUUGUUAAUGACUUCAAAAGUGUUGAAGGAGACAAAGCUCUAGGUUUACAGUCAAUUCCGGUAGCCUUUGGGGCUGAAACGGCUAAAUGGAUUUGUGUCGGUGCUAUUGACAUAACCCAAAUAUCUGUAGCUGGUUAUCUUCUUGGAGCUGGUAAGCCAUAUUAUGCGCUUGCCCUUCUUGCUUUGAUAGUUCCACAAGUUGUAUUCCAGUUCCAGUACUUCCUAAAAGAUCCUGUCAAGUACGAUGUGAAGUAUCAGGCAAGUGCACAGCCAUUUCUGGUGCUUGGUUUGCUGGUGACUGCUUUAGCAAUGAGCCACUGAUGAAAUAUUACAGCUUGAGGACAAGUAGGGAGUUUCGAAGGGAGCUGAUGAGCACUGUAAAAAACCACCGAAUGAAGCAGCUUUGCCCAAAAUGUAAUAUCUUUUUUUUUUUUGAAGAUUUGCUCAAAAUGUAGUAUCUAACCAAUGGCUUGUUCGUUCUGGUUUCUUUUUCCCACAAUGGCUGUCAUUUCUUUCUGGUUUCAAUGUAGUUUUUGCCUUUUCUCUCU
Messenger RNA from Theobroma cacao (cacao), 1506 nucleotides. It is a transcript of the gene G4, whose product is annotated as UbiA prenyltransferase family protein. The record is from RefSeq and is a predicted model, not a curated record. Gene Ontology annotation, cellular component: membrane. Gene Ontology annotation, biological process: chlorophyll biosynthetic process. NCBI's taxonomy places the organism in Eukaryota, Viridiplantae, Streptophyta, Magnoliopsida, Malvales, Malvaceae. Gene Ontology annotation, molecular function: chlorophyll synthetase activity.